AUUGAUGCAAAUGACUGAGGUGGGAAACACUGGAGAGGCCAGCUGGAGCCGAGGACGAACCCAGUGGAGGUCGGUCCAGACAUAAACCUAAAUCUUUUGCUGUCAUUGGUUUGGGUUUUUGAGGGAGUCCAGAUGGCUGCGACCACAGAGGCCCCGGAGCCCUGGUACCUCGCCCUGCUGGGCUUUGCGGAACAUUUCCGCACAUCGAGUCCACCGAAGAUCCGACUGUGCGUCCACUGUCUGCAGGCAGUGUUUCAGUUCAAGCCGCCCCCGAGGGUCGAGGCCCGGACUCACCUCCAGCUGGGUUCGGUGUUGUACCGACACACAAAGAACAGCGAACUGGCACAGACGCACCUGGAGGAAGCGUGGUUCAUCUCUCAGGAAAUCCCUCAGUUUGAAGAUGUCAAGUUUGAAGCAGCAAGUAUUCUGUCAGAGUUCUACUGCCAACAGAACCUGGUGGACUCUGCGAAGCCAGUGCUGCGGAAUGCUAUUCAAAUCUCUCAGCAAACUCCCUACUGGCACUGCAGACUGCUUUUUCAGCUGGCACAAUUACACGCAUUAGAGAAGGAUUUGGUAUCUGCCUGUGACCUUCUGGGAGUCGGAGCCGAGUAUGCAAGAGUCAUGGGAUCAGAGUACACAAGAGCCCUGUUUUUACUAAGUAAAGGAAUGCUGCUGCUGAUGGAGCGGAAGCUGAGUGAGGUGCAUCCUCUGCUCUCACUGUGUGGAACCAUCGUGGAGAAUUGGCAGGGAAACCCCAUUCAGAAGGAAUCCCUUAGAGUUUUCUUCCUGGUGCUGCAAGUUACACAUUACCUGGAUGCUGGACAGGUGAAGAGUGUGAAGCCAUGUUUGAAGCAGCUGCAGCAGUGUAUCCAAACCAUCUCCACUCUCCACGAUGAUGAGAUUCUCCCCACAAAUCCAGCUGCUCUCUUCCACUGGCUCCCCAAAGAGCACAUGUGUGUGCUGGUUUAUCUGGUGACAGUGAUGCACUCGAUGCAGGCAGGAUACUUGGAGAAGGCACAGAAAUACACUGACAAAGCUCUCAUGCAGUUGGAGAAGCUGAAAAUGCUCGACAGCAAUCCUAUUCUGUCCUCGUUCCAAGUCAUCCUGCUGGAGCAUAUCAUAAUGUGCCGACUGGUCACUGGACACAAGGCCACGGCAUUACAAGAAAUUUCUCAGGUUUGCCAGCUUUGCCAACAGUCUCCUAGGCUGUUUACAAAUCACGCUGCCCAGCUUCAUACACUAUUGGGGCUCUACUGUAUCUCUGUGAACUGCAUGGAUAACGCUGAGGCUCAGUUCACUGCUGCUUUACAGCUGACAACACAUCAGGAGCUGUGGACGUUCAUUGUCACUAAUUUAGCUAGUGUUUACAUCCGUGAAGGCAACAGACAUCAAGAGCUAUACAGUCUUUUAGAGAGGAUUAAUCCUGAUCACAACUUUCCUGUCAGCUCUCACUGUCUACGAGCAGCAGCUUUUUAUAUCAGAGGACUCCUUUCUUUCUUCCAGGGACGUUACAAUGAAGCCAAACGAUUUCUGCGGGAAACCCUGAAAAUGUCAAAUGCUGAGGAUCUUAACAGACUAACAGCCUGCUCACUGGUGCUACUGGGCCAUAUCUUCUUUGUGCUGGGAAACCACAGGGAAAGUAAUAACAUGGUGGUUCCUGCCAUGCAGCUGGCCAGCAAGAUCCCAGACAUGUCCGUGCAGCUUUGGUCAUCUGCACUUCUCAAAGCAGAUCUGAACAGAGCGUGUGGAAACACCAUGGAUGCCCAUGAAGCAGCUCAGAUGCACCAGAACUUUUCCCAGCAGCUCCUGCAGGACCACAUCGCUGCCUGCAGCCUCCCUGAACACAAUCUCAUCAGUUGGACAGACGGACUCCCUCCUGUGCAGUUUCAACCUCAGAACGGACCCACCACCAGUCUGGCCAGCCUACUCUAAGAGUAAACGUCCAGUGGCCGCACAGAAGAUGAGCAGGGGAACAAAAGGAAGCAGCUGUUGAAGGGUAUGAUGAAGAAAAAGACGAUCAUGAAAUCGGAAACUGAGUGCACCACUGUGUUAUUUGGCAGAUUUCCAUUUAGUUCAUUCCUUGUCUGGUUUGGAGCACUGGGGCAUCGAGGCUGGAUUUUAAUUAAUUGAAGGUUUUUGCGAAGCGUACAUUGUUGUAGGCGUAUUUUUAUUACACUGACACACUUUGGAGCGGUUGUUGCGCUUUGUGCUACUGGGUCAACACGAGCAAAUGAAAACUGUUUCAUUUGCCCUGCUCCCCUCAUUUGGCUCAUACUGAACUCCAUUUUAAAAGAAGUUAUGGAUGAACUUGAGGACAAAUGUUAAGGGAGGCGUGAUUUGUCUGUUCAGAGUAUUGAUUGGAUAAUUGGAGUUACAGUAUUAGGAUGCAUUUGAAAACACAGUUUAUUAUAUAGCUAUAAUGAUUUGAAUACACUGUAGUCACUGUUUGAUGUGUGUUUGGUUGAAUGGGCAGCUGCAUAUGUAGUUUAUUUAUAUACUUGGAACCAUUUUAUAUGCUUGACAUCCAAUAAUAAUGAUACUAUGUUAAGUGUACUUUAAACAUGUUUUGCAGCUGAUGCAUCAGAAAUGUAUUUGGAUAAUGUUUGACACUAUUGUCUGACUGCUCUUCCCUUUAGAUUUUUACCUUUACACUCUCACUGUAGUGUAUGCGUAUAGGUCGUGCACACUUUGCCUGAAGACAAGAAAUCAGUAUCUAUCCAGUAAUUUCUACUCAAUAAACGUGACUGUUAGCUCUUUGCACAUAUGUAGUUUCAUAAUGAAACAAACACUUUUAGUUCUUAAUGUGAUAUUUAAAAUUCUUCUCUCACUCAGUUUUACUCAUUUACCCAUAUUUUUCCACAUGAUGGCAGUGUAAAUCUGUACUUGGAUAACUUGAAUUAUUUAAUGUUGGUUUUCACUGUACAAGAUGCAUUUAUUCAUUACCUUUAAUACUGAUUAUCAUUUUGAUACAUUGUAAGAAUUAUUGUAUGAGCCAUAAAAAUGUCACUUUAUUUGUAUUAAAGUAGGAAAGGUACAUUGAAUUCAUAUUUUUCUUUGUUAAAUUUAUUUCUGUGCUGAUUAAAAAGUUACAUUAAGACAAGCCUCUGAUUUUGGUUAUUUGACUAUGAUUUAUUGUACCAUAAACUAAGUAUGGAUGUCAUUUAUUUUAAUGGAAAGUAUGUAUGUUAUACAUUACAAUGUCUGAUAUGUGUUUUUUUUUUUUUUUUUAUCAUUGUCAUUUUAUCUGUGCUUCACUAACACAUUCUACAACUUUUUAUAAAUAAAUAUUUUAAAAAAGAA
Sphaeramia orbicularis (orbiculate cardinalfish) is the source of this 3300-nucleotide messenger RNA. It is a transcript of the gene mau2, whose product is annotated as MAU2 sister chromatid cohesion factor. Gene Ontology annotation, biological process: mitotic sister chromatid cohesion. NCBI's taxonomy places the organism in Eukaryota, Metazoa, Chordata, Actinopteri, Kurtiformes, Apogonidae. The transcript is spliced from 19 exons. The record is from RefSeq and is a predicted model, not a curated record. Bases 133 to 1932 code for a protein of 599 amino acids. Gene Ontology annotation, molecular function: protein binding.